AUGCCAGCUGCGCUGUCACUAUGUCAACAUUUCUCCCAUCUUUCAUACUUCCCGCAUGCCCUUGAAAUCCUCCUUCACCACGUUUUGGACGACGAAGUCGACAAUGUAAGUCGAGAUAGCAAAAUAGACGACCCUUCGCAAAAGCACGAUCCUCUGCUUCCAUCGGUCAUCUCCUUCCUUCAAACCUCCCUUCCUGCGCGGGUGUAUUUGGACAUUGUCGUUCAAUGCACGCGGAAAACCGAACUUCGUUCAUGGCGCACUCUUUUCAACUAUCUCCCACCUCCAAGAGACCUGUUUGAGCAGGCUCUCAGGCUCGACUCCCUUAAGACAGCCGUCGGCUACCUUCUUGUGCUGCAGGCGUUUGAGGAUGAUGAUGGUCAUGAGGCACCUAUUGAAGACUAUGUCGUUCGAUUGCUCGUGCUGGCCUCGCAGAAAGGCGAGUGGGAACUCUGCGCCGAGCUGGCAAGAUUCCUCAUUGCACUCGACGGGUCUGGCGAGAUGCUUCGACGAGCUAUUGACCGAACGGGUCUUCGAAACGGGGGUCUCCCAGGGGCCGGCCUAAAUGGAUCCGGAACGAGCAUGAAAGGUCUCGGCCUAGCAAUCACACCGUCUUGGUCAUCACUAUCUGCCGCAUCAUCCAUCUCGCCCCGUCAAAGCAUCUCCCGCCAGGGGAGCAACACAUCCCGAACCCCGGACAGAAUGGACAGCGUUGACGAAGUUUCGUGA
Molecule: messenger RNA, 726 nt
Organism: Aspergillus oryzae RIB40
Lineage: Eukaryota; Fungi; Ascomycota; Eurotiomycetes; Eurotiales; Aspergillaceae
Product: RIC1 family protein
Exons: 1
Coding region: 1-726 (241 amino acids)
Biological process (GO): retrograde transport, endosome to Golgi; intracellular protein transport
Cellular component (GO): cytosol; Golgi membrane; Ric1-Rgp1 guanyl-nucleotide exchange factor complex
Source: RefSeq, a predicted model, not a curated record